CGAGGUCGAAAGAGAAUGUCAUCCAGCAAGAAAGAAGCAAGAAGAAAUUUACGUGGGAGGCAGGAGGCGGGACCGUUCCAGCGGCGGUCGGAGGCCGACCCUGAAGCAGGUCCGAGCGCGUCAUCGGCAUCACGGGCUCAAUCGCUGGAGUACCACAGCGACAGCGAACCGGAGGCCAACAGUGAAGAGUCCGUUGAAGCCUUUCUCCAACUUUUCAACAGUGCCACGGAGCGGCAGCGUAAUGCGGCGGAGGACCUCGUAAACUCUAUGAAGCUGAUCAUCGAACAAAACAGGCACCGGCCGUCCUUAAUGGCGCAGCAAAUUAUGCACAAGCUGCGACCUCUUAUUCCCGGUAUGCCGAAGAAUCUCCAAACCGCAUUGGUGCCCAGGGAGUUUUGGAACAUCGAGUCCACAGAAAUCCAAGGAGGCGUAUACUGGCAUCGGGGUUUAGAAGCCGGAAUACGCGCAAACAGGGCCAGCGACGCCAAGGAACUCACGUUUGACGUUGGCAUCGAAGAGGUGCCGUUGGACCAGCUGACAAAUUCCGAAUUCCGAGCUUGGGUUAUCCAAGCACGGCUGCACGAAGCGACAAAUCCACCGGGCGCGCCUUUUGUCGUCGGUGUGUUUUGUGGUGAUUCUAGGCCACUGUGCGAGGAGUUCCUAGGGCCGUUCAUCGAAGAGGCGGCGCGGUUAUGUGAAUUAUCAAUGACGGUCAACGGUGAGUCAUUAAUCGUGAAACCACGGUUAGUGAUUGCCGACGUUGCCGCACGAGCAUUUAUUAAAGGGACUGUCCAUCAAAGUGAUUACUACGGCUGCACAAAGUGCACCAUAAAAGGAAAGCUUGUCUCUGAUUCCACCAUCACGUUCUUCGGCGAAACGAAGACCAAACCACGAACAAAUGAAGAGUUCCGGGGUGGAGUUUACGCAGGCACCCACCAGCGGAUGGCAGAUGGGCAACCCGUUGCCACACCGUUG
This is a messenger RNA of Anopheles bellator, 975 nucleotides long. RefSeq lists its product as uncharacterized. The record is from RefSeq and is a predicted model, not a curated record. The annotation marks the transcript as partial. The transcript has 4 exons. Lineage: Eukaryota; Metazoa; Arthropoda; Insecta; Diptera; Culicidae.